AUGAACCAAUCCACAAAUCAAAAUAUUAUUUGUCGAUUCCAAAGGCCUAGUCGAUCUCAUAGCCGGUUCCAAAGAAUCCUAAGACGACCUCGAAGGUCUCGACCUCAAAACACUAUGAAUUCAUCUAUUUUAAAUAUUGGAAGACGUAUCCGAUCUCGACCUCAAAACAAUAUAAAUCCAUCCACUAAUGAUUCCGUUGCCAUCCAACGAUAUACCGUUUUCGUCGAAGGUUUUAAUCCAUUUAUCGAGUUACAAGUUGCAGAAAUUCCACUGCAGAACACUCAAUUUCAAACUGCACUAUUAUUGG
Racocetra persica is the source of this 307-nucleotide messenger RNA. Lineage: Eukaryota; Fungi; Glomeromycota; Glomeromycetes; Diversisporales; Gigasporaceae. The record is from the annotation of a GenBank genome assembly.